GGUAAAUAAAAUCCGGUUUACUUCAUCCACACUCUCUCCGUGUACGACCAGAUAUUCCGAUGGCCGGACCUCCGCCGAAACCCCUGUCCUCCCCGGAGUGGGACUCAUUAAUCGACGACUACAACCUCGGCGCCCGCAUCGACCGCUGGACUGGCGGCGCUCCUGUUAUCGAUCUCUGCCUCUCCUCCCUCCUCCGUAGAGAUCUCCCCGUCCAACUCAAGCUUCACAUCCUUACUUUUCUCGAGCACCACUGCCUCGACGAAUCGCCGUCGCUGUCGUCCCCUUCUCUCUCUCGCCUCCUCGACUCCCUCCGCUCCGUCGUACAGUCGCCGAGCGAUCCUUUUGUUCUCAAGGACCAAUUCCUCGUCUCCACAACCUCCGUUUUCAUCACCGCCUUAAUUGGCGCCGAGGAUUCGAUUGGCGAGUCUCCGCUAACUGUUCUAGUCGAGCUCUUGUUGACCAUAAUCAAUCGCCCCAAUCACAGCAUCGAUCGACACACGCGCGGCAUCGCGUGCGAGUGCUUGCGGCAAUUGGAGCUGGCCUUCCCUUGUUUGCUCUGCGAAAUCACUCCUCAUUUGUGGUCUCUUUGCCAGAGCGAGCGAACACACGUUGCCCAAUGGUAUGUUCUGCUACUAUCUACAGCAAUAGUUAAUGUGAUCAAGCUGAGGCCAAGUGACAGCUCUACUGCGUCCAUUAGUAAUCCCACAAUCCCUUUGAUCCCGUUCAAUGUUCCACAGUUCUUGAGCCAUGGAAUUGGUGAAGAUUUUAUGUGGAAGGAGAAGGAGGUAAGUUACAAUGAGUUGAGGAGGGUGGUUGCUUUCUUGCUUGAUUGCCCGCAGCAUCUCACGCCUUUUGGAUUGAUGGAGUUUAUGGUCUCGAUAAUUCCUGUAGCUCAAGAGCUGGAGCUUCAGCCUUCUCUGCUGAGGGUGCAGUUCUCGUGGUUGCUGUACACCUUUGAGCCGUUGCUUUACCAUGCUUUUCUUGGAAUGUAUUUGAAGUUUUUGGAUUCAUUUGAAGGACAGGAAUUUGACGUAGCUUCACGUAUAUUAUUGUUAUCAAAAGAGUCCCAAAAUCAUCUGGUUUUUAGGCUGCUGGGACUUCACUGGCUUUUGGGUUUCUUUGGUGUAGUUGCUAAUGAUAAGGUUCAAAAGAGAAGUGUUCUUGAUAUGAGCUUAAGCUUUUACCCUACCAUAUUUGACGCGUUGGCUAUGAAAGCUUUGAAGCUUGAUUUGCUUGCUUAUUGCUCUAGUUUCUUGAAUGAUCUUGUAGAUGAGGAUGGCGUAAAAGGUGUGGAGGUUGAUAGGGAGGGGUAUGAGGCUAAGCUAUUUAAAGAUGGCCUUGUUUCUGUAUCAGCUUUUAAAUGGCUACCUCCAUGGAGCACAGAAACUGCUGUGGCAUUCCGCACCUUCAACAAGUUUCUCAUUGGUGGAUUACCACAUUCUGGCGAUCCUUCUUAUUCUGUUGUUCCGACGACUGAGUCCAGAAUUUUCUACACCUUACAGACCAUGCUGGUGGAAUCAACUUCAGAAUAUAGAGGUCUAGUUCCAGUGGUUGUUGCUUGCACUGAUCGCUUGUUGGGAUGCCCCAAACACUGCUGGUUGGGAGAUCAUCUUCUUGAAAAAUUAGAUGAGCAUCUACUUCCAAAGCUCAAAAUGGACUACAGCCUGGGGUCUUACUUCCCCCUAUUUGAGAAAAUUUCUGAAAAUGAUAAAGUUUCACCUAGCGGGUUGUUACAAAUUCUCAUGAGUUUCACAAGUUUCCUCAUAGAGAAACAUGGUCCUGAUACAGGGUUGAAAUCUUGGCUUCAUGGAAGUAAAAUACUUGGGAUCUGUAGGACUAUGCUGAUCCACCACCGGAGCUCUAGAUUGUUUACCAGGCUGUCUCAUCUUCUUGCAUAUACGUGUCUUUAUUUUCGUGAUUUGGAGGUUCGUGACAAUGCCAGAUUUUACUUGCGAAUGCUUAUCUGUGUUCCUGGAAAGAAACUCAAAAAUAUACUGAAUGUUGGGGAGCUUUUGCCAGGGAUAUCUCCAUCCACACAUUCAACCUCAUUAUUUAGUCGUCAUUCUUCUCAAUCUUUGCCCAACCUUAGGAAACCUAGUAAUAUUGCUUCUUUCAUUCAUAUUGAACGUGUGUUACCUUUGUUGGUGAAGCAGUCAUGGACCCUGUCUCUGCCAAAUUUUGGCAUCAAUCCUGAAAAACCUGGUUUCUUUGAGUACAUCAGGGAUAAUAAGCCAGCAGGAGAGGAGAUUGCCUCAAACACAAUGAUGAGUGGAGAUUUAAUCACAGAAAAUGACAGUUUUCAACAGCAGAAGGAACCUCUGCGCGUGAUGGAUACAAAAAUUUCAGAGAUUGUUGGGGUGCUGAGACGGCAUUUUUCCUUAAUUCCUGAUUACCGACAUAUGCCAGGCCUCAAGAUUAAGAUCUCUUGUAGCUUGAGGUUUGACACAGAUCCAUUUAAUGGUACUGGGGAAGUUGAUUCUACAUUGGAUCGAGUGGAUAAACUCCCUGCCCUAUAUGCCACAGUUCUAAGAUUCAGUUCUUCUGCUCCAUAUGGAACUAUUCCUUCAUCUCAUAUUGCUUUCCUUCUUGGCUCAUCAAAUACAAAUAAUAAACUCCUAAGCAAAAGUGAUUCAUUAGCUAUUGUUCCCAUGGAGAAUGGCCAUGUGGAAGAAGAAAACUUCAAAGCUCCUGUAUGUAUAGAAUUGGAGCCUCGAGAACCAAUGCCUGGUAUGGUUGAUGUGUUCAUCGAAACUAAUGCUGAUGAUUGUCAGAUUAUCCAGGGACCUCUUGACAGUAUUUCUGUUGGGAUUGAGGAUAUGUUUCUUAGAGCUCUUCUUCCAGAUGGAAUUACUGAAGAUGCCGUACCUGGUUAUUAUGUAGAUCUGUUCAAGGCAUUAUGGGAGGCCUGUGAGACAUCAUCAAGCAUUGGCAGGGAGACCUUUGUCUUGAAAGGAGGAAAAGGGGUGACUGCUAUAACUGGGACUCGGUCAGUAAAACUUCUUGAAGUUCCUGCAACAUAUUUGAUUCAAGCUGUUGAACGUCACUUGGCACCUUUUGUUGUUAGUGUUGUUGGUGAAACACUUGUCGACAUAGUUCAAGCUGGGGGUGUGAUCAAGGAUGUAUUAUGGAAGGAUUUCAGUUCAGACUCUUCGUUUGAUGUGGCAUGUUCACCGACUAGUUCUGGCGGGCCUCUGUAUCUGAAGUACUUUGGGGAUGAAGACGAUGAAGUAGGGUCAGUCCCAGUUAGUAGGAAAUAUAUAGGUUACAUUCACAUUUUGAUAUUUCUUCCACCAACAUUCCAUCUUCUUUUUCAAAUGGAGCUUCGUGAGUUUUCAACUCUGGUUAGGAUUCGAACUGACCAUUGGCCAUGCUUGGCUUAUGUUGAUGACUAUUUGGAGGCUUUAUUUUUGGAGUGAAGUUUCUUUCAUUCUGCCUUUGGUUUGCUUAUCUUGUUUCGGCUAUAUCUUGGGACAAGCCAUAUUUGCUUCAAGUACAGAGAGGUCUUGACAAGGACAAAAUCAAAUUGCAGGGAAUUCUCAGGGGAAGAUAUCUAUCUAAGUGGGACAAGGCCCUCUUGUUCCAUUAGUUGAGACCCCUAAAUCUUCGGUGGACCACGAGCAGCAGCCAGUUAGAGCAUGAAAAUGAUCCAUCGGUGGGGCAGGGCAGGAUGGCAGAUAAUAAUGCAUGAAAUCAAGAUUGAAAGAGCAGAGCAGGAUUCAACAUUGGCUGUAUAGAAAUGGGCCAUGGAGAAGAAAAUGACUUGAUGAUUGCAUCUAAAAGUGCAGCUGCUGCUGGUGAGAAAUGUCUUAUUUUGCCUGGAGCUGUGAUUUUGCAUAUAUAUAUAUAUAUAUGUAUAUGUUAUAAGUACAAACUUUGGUUCAUUUCAGGUAUCCAAAAUUUGAUUAGACUGCAGAAUUGAUUUAAAUGAGUUUGGCUUGUAUUCCAUCCUCCCAAUGGAAAUGGUGCGCCCUACUCAUCCAAAUCUCUCUUAAAAACAUGACAUUCAUUUAUUUUAAAUAUUAAACCGACAACACAUUUUCUAUUUAAAAUAUCAUCUUAAAUAUUUAUUUAAAUAUUAAACA
Molecule: messenger RNA, 4082 nt
Organism: Andrographis paniculata
Lineage: Eukaryota; Viridiplantae; Streptophyta; Magnoliopsida; Lamiales; Acanthaceae
Exons: 4
Coding region: 60-3416 (1118 amino acids)
Biological process (GO): endosomal transport
Cellular component (GO): AP-type membrane coat adaptor complex
Source: RefSeq, a predicted model, not a curated record